Messenger RNA from Sphaeramia orbicularis (orbiculate cardinalfish), 1376 nucleotides. Its product is annotated as alcohol dehydrogenase 1. Gene Ontology annotation, cellular component: cytosol. NCBI's taxonomy places the organism in Eukaryota, Metazoa, Chordata, Actinopteri, Kurtiformes, Apogonidae. Gene Ontology annotation, biological process: formaldehyde catabolic process. The transcript has 9 exons. The coding region runs from base 114 to 1250 and encodes 378 amino acids. Gene Ontology annotation, molecular function: zinc ion binding; S-(hydroxymethyl)glutathione dehydrogenase [NAD(P)+] activity; alcohol dehydrogenase (NAD+) activity. The record is from RefSeq and is a predicted model, not a curated record.
UUUUCAGCAGUGCAGUAUUUAAACCUCAAGUCUUGAGUCUCCCAUCCCCGCUCUCUGGUCCGUCACUUUUGUCUAUCCUCUUUCACUCCUUGACACUCAUCCUUGCUGCAAAAAUGGCCACUGCUGGUAAGGUGAUCAAAUGCAAGGCAGCAGUAGCCUGGGAGCCCAACAAACCUCUGGUGAUGGAGGAGAUUGAGGUAGCGCCCCCACAGGCCAAUGAGGUCCGGAUCAAGGUUGUGGCGACAGGCGUGUGCCACACCGACCUGUACCAUCUUUUUGAGGGCAUGCACAAAGAUGGUUUCCCAGCAGUCCUUGGCCACGAGGGAGCUGGUAUCGUAGAGAGCGUCGGGCCUGGAGUCACUGAAUUUCAACCAGGAGAUAAGGUGAUUCCUCUGUUCAUCUCUCAGUGUAAAGAAUGUCGAUUCUGCAAGAGUCCCAAAACCAACCAGUGUGAGAAAGGAUGGGCUGCUGACCGCCAUGAUGUGAUGUCAGAUAAAGACACCAGAUUUACCUGCAAAGGGAAGAAGAUUCUGCAGUUUAUGGGAACCAGCACCUUCUCUGAGUACACUGUGGUUAACCAAAUGGCUGUGGCUAAGAUCGACCCUGCAGCUCCUCUGGAUAAAGUGUGUCUCCUCGGCUGUGGCGUCUGCACAGGAUAUGGAGCAGCAGUUAACACUGCCAAGGUGGAGGAGGGCUCCACAUGCGCUGUGUUCGGCCUGGGAGCUGUUGGUUUGGCCGCCGUCAUGGGCUGUAAGAACGCAGGAGCCAAGAGGAUUAUUGCUGUUGACAUUAAUCCAGACAAGUUUGAGAAGGCCAAGGUGUUUGGAGCAAAUGAAUUUGUGAACCCCAAGGAUCACGACAAACCCAUCAGCCAAGUGUUGUCUGAGAUGACCAAUGGGGGAGUGGACUACUCUCUGGAAUGUGUCGGCAACGUGGGAGUCAUGCGCAGUGCCUUGGAGUCCACCAUAAAAGGCUGGGGGGUCAGCGUGCUCGUUGGAUGGACCGACAUGUAUGACUUUUCUGCUCGACCCAUUCAGCUGAUUGCCGGACGCACAUGGAAAGGCUCUUUGUUCGGAGGCUUUAAGAGUAAAGACGGCGUACCAGAGAUGGUUAAAGACUACCUGAACAAGAAGGUGAAGCUGGAUGAGUUCAUCACUCACAAAAUGGCCUUGAAUCAGGUCAAUGAUGCCAUUGAACUGAUGAAACAUGGGAAAUGUAUCCGGACCGUCCUGAGCGUUUCUUCAGCAUAAAACACAAUAUUCAGUGAAGAGAAGCUGUAAAAGCCGUCACAGUCUUCAUAUACAUUGGACAAAAACAAAAGUUAAAGGUUGAAAAUGUUUAUAAAGCACAAUAAAAAGUCCUCACAGAUGGAAUAA